This is a messenger RNA of Phragmites australis (common reed), 512 nucleotides long. Its product is annotated as protein EPIDERMAL PATTERNING FACTOR 2-like. The record is from RefSeq and is a predicted model, not a curated record. NCBI's taxonomy places the organism in Eukaryota, Viridiplantae, Streptophyta, Magnoliopsida, Poales, Poaceae. The transcript is spliced from 2 exons. Gene Ontology annotation, biological process: stomatal complex development; guard cell differentiation. Bases 57 to 485 code for a protein of 142 amino acids.
GCGACCUCGCAUACACACCAGAGACUAUACGUAGUUAGUGUGCUAGGGAAGCAGAAAUGAGCGGGUCAGCCUCUUGCGUUCAGGCUCCGAGGGCGCUGCUGCUGGCGGCUCUGUUGGUCAUGAGCUCGUACUCGCACGUCGCUAAUGGCGUCAGAACCACACCAAAUACGUCAGGUUCAGCUGAUGCCGCCCGGCUUGACGUUGCUAAGGGGAUACCACUACCAGCCGCUGCAAGCAGGGCAAGCUACGGCUACACAUCAGGCAAGGCGACGGCGUUGCACGAGAGCGAACCGGAGGAGCUGAUGAUGACGAAGGAGCGCGCGGCGACGGGGUCGCGUCUGCCGGACUGCACGCACGCGUGCGGGCCGUGCUCCCCGUGCAGGCGCGUCAUGGUGAGCUUCAAGUGCGCCGAGGCCUCCGAGUCCUGCCCCAUCGCCUACCGCUGCAUGUGCCGCGGCAGGUUCUUCCACGUCCCCUCCAUCUAGAUCCUACAGUGCUGCUGCAUUCUGGAU